AAUAUUUUAUGCUUAAAGAUAUUGUAGUCUAAAACUGGUUUGAAAAGCUAUAUAAAAAAACAGAAAAAAAUUCUAACUAUUAAUACUUCUAAUCCCGCCGUUUACGCUAAGCGUCUCGUUUCUGAAGAGAGACUCCAAAAAAGGACAACGGAGAAGAACGAAGAAACAGAGAACCAAAUCGGAGACAUUCCACAAGAAGAAGAAGAAGCUUGUAGAUAUGCCGGUCAUUGAUAUCAUCUUCAGAGUCGACGAGAUUUGCAAAAAGUACGACAAGUACGACAUCGACAAACACCGUGAGAUCGGCGCUUCCGGCGACGAUGCCUUCUCUCGCCUCUUCACCUCCAUUGAUUCCGACAUCGAAGCAGUUCUUCGUAAAGCGGAGUUGGCAUCAACGGAGAAGAAUAGAGCUGCCGCGGUGGCUAUGAAUGCUGAGGUUCGAAGGACAAAAGCGCGAUUAGCUGAAGAUGUUGUUAAGCUUCAGAAACUCGCUGUUAAGAAGAUUAAAGGGCUCACGAGAGAGGAACGAGAAUCUCGGUGCGAUCUAGUUAUCGCUUUAGCCGAUAGGCUUCAAGCGAUACCUGAUGGAAAUGAACAUGGAGCAAAACAAGCAAAUAGUGAUUGGGGAGGUGCUUCUGCACCUAACAAGAACAUCAAGUUUGAUAUGUCUGAGGAAGACAUGGAUGAUGGAUUUUUCCAGCAAAGUGAAGAAUCCAGCCAGUUUCGACAAGAAUAUGAGAUGAGAAGAAAGAAACAGGAUGAGGGUCUUGAUAUCAUAUCAGAAGGUUUGGAUGCACUAAAGAACUUAGCGCGUGACAUGAACGAGGAACUUGACAAGCAAGUCCCAUUGAUGGAAGAAAUGGAAACAAAGGUCGAUGGAGCCACUUCGGAUUUGAAGAAUACCAACGUUCGGCUCAAGAAACAGCUUGUGCAGGUAAAAUUAUAAUAGAAACUGGUUCUUGAAAUUAAUUACUAAAAUCGGGUGGGGGAUUUCAGAUGCGAUCCAGCCGAAACUUCUGCAUCGACAUUAUUCUUCUCUGUGUGAUCCUUGGAAUUGUCUCUUACAUUUACAAUGCUCUAAACUAACUUGGGGAUGUCCCACUCCGAAAUUCUUCUGGCUUUGUGAACCUUUAUGGUAAGUUCUUAACUAAACUGAUAAAGUUACUUUCUUCGAAAGCAAGAUAGUUCCUAAACUUUAACCAUGUGUAUUUAACGGAUUGUUCUUGCUAAAAAAAGAAAGAGAAUUUAUUUGCAAAAUUGACGCUCUUGUAAUUGUGAUAUACUUUUACAUUACUAUUAUAGUCUAUUAAAAAAAAAACAUAAUACAAAUACAGUAAUAGAAACAAUAUCAGAGUAAUAGUAGUCAUCACAAGAUAAAUAUAAAUAUGAGUGAAAACAUGCAAAAAGUGUGUCUCCAUAUUAAUGGUGAUGGUAAUGCUAUCAAUUUCUCAAACUAGGAAAGAUAAUAAUGAUUUUGCACUUGCUCCAAGGUUGGAGAUAUAUGAUUGCUGUCAAAUCUAAUUUCUUAUGUGAUGGACUUAAGAAAAGUUUUGGAAUGUGUGGAGCCAGUGAAGUGAUUCUAUUAAAAUAUAUAUCACAAAAGAAUGUUGUAUUGUUCUACGCGAUAUUUGCGAAUAUUGUUUUUUAUUUUUAAAAAUUUUAUUUCCUAUGUGUUUCGUCU
Molecule: messenger RNA, 1678 nt
Organism: Arabidopsis thaliana (thale cress)
Lineage: Eukaryota; Viridiplantae; Streptophyta; Magnoliopsida; Brassicales; Brassicaceae
Gene: SYP72
Product: syntaxin of plants 72
Exons: 8
Coding region: 218-943 (241 amino acids)
Biological process (GO): intracellular protein transport
Cellular component (GO): cytoplasm; endomembrane system; membrane
Molecular function (GO): SNAP receptor activity
Source: RefSeq, marked reviewed